AGAGAGAGAGACUGCGGAGCGAGCGAGGCCAAGUGCAUUGUGUCUGGCGGCGGCGCGCGGGCCCACCGGCGGCGGGGCGAGCAGCCAUGGAGCCGCGGGCGCUCGUCACGGCGCUCAGCCUCGGCCUCAGCCUCUGCUCCCUGGGGCUGCUGGUCACGGCCAUCUUCACCGACCACUGGUACGAGACCGACCCCCGGCGCCAUAAGGAGAGCUGCGAGCGUAGCCGCGCGGGUGCCGACCCCCCGGACCAGAAGAACCGUCUGAUGCCGCUGUCGCACCUGCCGCUGCGGGACUCGCCCCCACUGGGGCGCCGGCUGCUCCCGGGCGGCCCAGGGCGCACCGACCCCGAGUCCUGGCGCUCGCUGCUGGGGCUCGGCGGGCUGGACGCCGACUGCGGCCGGCCGCUCUUCGCCACCUACUCGGGCCUCUGGAGGAAGUGUUACUUUCUGGGCAUCGACCGGGACAUCGACACCCUCAUCCUGAAAGGUAUCGCACAGCGAUGUACAGCUAUCAAGUACCACUUUUCUCAGCCAAUCCGCUUACGAAACAUCCCUUUCAAUUUGACCAAGACAAUCCAGCAAGAUGAAUGGCACCUGCUUCAUUUAAGAAGAAUCACUGCUGGCUUCCUGGGCAUGGCUGUGGCUGUCCUGCUUUGUGGCUGCAUUGUGGCCACGGUCAGCUUCUUCUGGGAGGAAAGCCUGACCCAGCACGUGGCUGGACUCCUUUUCCUCAUGACAGGAAUAUUUUGCACCAUUUCCCUCUGCACUUACGCUGCCAGCAUCUCCUAUGAUUUGAACCGGCUCCCGAAGCUAAUUUAUAGCCUGCCUGAUGAUGUGGAACACGGCUACAGCUGGUCUAUCUUUUGUGCCUGGUGCAGUUUAGGCUUUAUUGUGGCAGCUGGAGGUCUCUGCAUUGCUUACCCAUUUAUCAGCCGGACCAAGAUUGCACAUCUAAAGUCUGGCAGGGACUCCACGGUAUGACUGUCCACACUCGAGUUCACUCCUUGGUGGCCCCGUCCACAGUGCGGACGACUCUUGAAGGGGACGGAGCGGAGUUUGAGUCAGGAUCCCAAGCACAAACACCGUCUUUGACAUUCCAGUCUGUUGCCUGCCAGCCCCUUGUGGACGACUGAUAUCAAAUCAUGCAAAACCUCCAUACUUUUCUAAGGACAAGACUACUGUGGAUUCAAGUGCUUUAAUGACUAUUUAUGCUUUGACUGUGAGGAGUAGGGAACAGUGCCAUGGAACAUUUCUCAGUUUAGAAAGAGAGGAAACUGCAAUGGAAAAAUUUGUACGAUUGCCACUUAUUUCAGAAAGUUUGUAUAUAACAAUUACCCGAGAGUCAUUUCUAUUUGCAAAAGGAUUCAUAACAAAGCGAGUAUAAUUUUCUUGUUGUUGUACCAUGCUUGUUAAAUUUUAAUGCCGCACCUUCAGAACUUGUCCUAAUGGUGUCUUGUGUCAGCUCCAAAUAUUUGUGCAUUAUUCGUUGAUGUUUUUUGUCACAGGAAGAUUCUUCUGUUGCCUUAUUUAUUUUUAAUUGAAGUCUCUUCUCCAUCUUUGUACUGGAAUCAAAAUCAUAAGAGAAACAGACCAACCGUGGAAGAGUUACCCUGUAAUACUAUGCAGUAUUGUUUGAAGUCCUAUCUGUUGUUCAACCUGUCCCUUUAUGUUAACCAGAUCUCUGCAUUAAAUGACUGCCUCCUUGUUAA
Dama dama (fallow deer) is the source of this 1708-nucleotide messenger RNA. It is a transcript of the gene TMEM178A, whose product is annotated as transmembrane protein 178A. Gene Ontology annotation, biological process: regulation of cytosolic calcium ion concentration; negative regulation of osteoclast differentiation. The coding region runs from base 87 to 980 and encodes 297 amino acids. The record is from RefSeq and is a predicted model, not a curated record. The transcript is spliced from 4 exons. Gene Ontology annotation, cellular component: endoplasmic reticulum membrane. NCBI's taxonomy places the organism in Eukaryota, Metazoa, Chordata, Mammalia, Artiodactyla, Cervidae.